UGGUGGUUGUGUACAAAAUCGUGAACAGCUGUCUGUGUGGCUUGUGUCAAUUCUUGGCAGGGGGUUAUCCUGCGUGUCUGCGUGAGUGUGUUAGGCCUGUUCCUCCGGAUUGUGAUACUGACGCUUGACUGAACUGUUCAGCGAAGGCUGUCUUUGCGGUCGGAACGAUUUACGUGUGAUCCAGGCAACGACACGACAGCAUCAUGGCGUUUGCCGGGCUCAAGAAGCAAAUCAACAAAGCGAAUCAGUAUAUGACAGAGAAGAUGGGCGGAGCGGAGGGAACAAAGCUCGAUGUUGAUUUCGUGGAUAUGGAGAGGAAAACAGACGUCACGUAUGAACUUGUCGAGGAGCUACAGAUGAAGACGAAGGAGUUCCUGCAACCAAACCCGACAGCAAGAGCGAAGAUGGCUGCAGUCAAAGGUAUCAGCAAACUCAGCGGUCAAGCAAAGGCGUCCACUUAUCCUCAGCCGGAAGGUGUACUUGGCGAUUGCAUGCUCACUUAUGGCAAGAAAAUGGGUGAAGACAGCAUUUUUGCCCAGGCUCUCAUUGAAAUGGGCGAAGCCAUGAAGCAGAUGGCAGACGUAAAGUAUUCUCUGGACGAUAACAUCAAGCAAAAUUUCCUCGAGCCGUUGCACCAUCUGCAGAUCAAAGAUCUCAAAGAAGUGAUGCAUCAUCGGAAGAAACUGCAAGGCCGUAGACUGGACUUCGAUUGCAAGCGAAGACGACAAGCAAAAGGUUCUCACGUUUCAGACGACGAGAUUCGUCAAGCUGAAGAGAAGUUCGAGGAGAGUCUCCAUUUGGCACAGAUGGGCAUGUUCAAUUUGCUGGCGAACGACGUCGAACAAGUAGCACAAUUGGCAACUUUCAGCGAAGCUCUUCUUGAAUAUCAUCAACAAUGCACUGAAGUCCUCAGAGGAUUGACGGAAAUACUCUUGGAAAAGAAAGAAGAGGCCGUACACAGACCAAAGAUGGAAUUUGUGCCGAAGACAUUGGCGGAUCUACACGUGGAUAGUGGAUUGUCGGACCAUAUGAACGGGGCAAGUGGGGCCGGCUCUCCGAUUCAUGCGGACGGGAAGCGCUCGCAGCUCGAGCUAUUUCCGGCCGGAAACCCGCCACAAUCUACCAAUGCUUCACCCUUGCCCUCGCCGAGUAAAUCACCAGCGAGAACGCCGAUGACACAGAGAACGCCGUGCUGCACAGCUCUGUACGACUUCGAGCCCGAGAAUCCUGGGGAACUUGGAUUUAAGGAGAACGACACGAUCACCUUGACCCAGAAAAUCGACGAGAAUUGGUUUGAGGGCAGUCUGGACGGUCGCACCGGUUACUUCCCUGUGACCUACGUGCAGGUCGUAGUGCCAUUACCCUAAGAGGACGCCGCGCAUUUCGAAGCCAAAGACCCAGCGUAUUCGUUCACUAGCGUCUAUCAUUACAGGAUUACUCUGCUCUCCAGCUAGCCUAAAACCUAGACGACCUUUCGACGACCUAUCUUUAUCUAUCUAUUGUCACUUACGUUGUGAUUUCCAGCUUACGUCCAAGACACGAUCCCGAGUUUCUCUAGACUUUUCUCCCCGCCCUCUACAGAGAUCCCUUUUUCCCUUUCUGCAGACCCAAGAAUAGACCUCUGUUACGCAUGUUAAUGUACAUAUAUAAUGUUAUAGUGUAUUUUAUCGACGUAUGGACCUUCGCGCGCGCAGAGAUAUACACACAUACACAAUGCAUACCCAGGAAGUACAUGCAUAGAUACAUAUAGACGUAUUAUACAUAUAUAUGUAUAUAUAUAUAUAUAUACAUACACAGAUACAAAACACGUAAAUACCAAUAUUAAUACACACACACACACACACACACACACACACACACACACACACACACACACACACAC
Messenger RNA from Atta colombica, 1882 nucleotides. It is a transcript of the gene EndoA, whose product is annotated as endophilin-A. The record is from RefSeq and is a predicted model, not a curated record. Gene Ontology annotation, molecular function: protein binding. The coding region runs from base 204 to 1367 and encodes 387 amino acids. Gene Ontology annotation, cellular component: cytoplasm; glutamatergic synapse; presynapse. Gene Ontology annotation, biological process: synaptic vesicle uncoating. Lineage: Eukaryota; Metazoa; Arthropoda; Insecta; Hymenoptera; Formicidae. The transcript is spliced from 12 exons.